GCAAAUAUCCCUUUCACUCUCUAUCAGCUCGUUUACAGAAACUCUAUUUUCUCUCUAAGGUUCUUGGUGUUCUUUGUGAGAUUCGUACAUAGUGAAGAAGAGAAGCAAGCAUGCAAAUGGUUAAAGAGGAAGAGGAAGAAGAGAUCAACACAAACAUACACGUGGUUUGGCAAGGUGAUGCCUACAUCCACAGGAAUGGAGCUAAUUCGUUUAUUGAAGGCUACAAAGAUAAGUUUUCUAUCUUCUUUUACAGAUCUUGUACAAAACAAAAGUGAAAAGCUGUAAAUGAUUUGAAUGUAACACAUAUAUAUAUGAUUACAAGUUUGUUAUGAAGUCUGUUAAAGAAAGAAAAAAUAGCCAUUGAGCUAUUGGGAUUAUUUUUCUUCAAAUAAAAAAGAAAAGAGAAUUACACAGAAAUUUAUUAUGAAGCUAGGAUUAUUUUUCUCUCUAUAAAAUACAAUUUAUUGAAAAUUAGCCUGUUUCAUGUUAAUCUUAAUCUUAAUAUAACCUUUCUUGCAACCAAAGUGAAGAUUAUAAGUAAGGACAACUGUCUGUCUCUUUGACCUGUGACUUUUGGGGUGAAUCAAAAAACAAAAUGACAAAAACUUAUACCUAAAGUCGUGGAAAGAUGAGAGGUCUGUUAUGUCUAAUAUAUUUUCAUGGUCUUCGUUGUCUUUUAAAGUAAUUUAUUGAUAAUGACAUGAAUAUCAAUGACAUACCAUUAAAACAACGCCUAUUAUUUUAGAUUCUUUAUGAUUCAUUGCUGAUUCUUCUUCUAUAUUAUUUUAGAUCAUUUUGUGCAGCUACUAGCUACCUAUUUCAACGAAUAUUUGAUUGAAUCUAGAAUAUAUAAAUGGAGAAAAUUUUCUCAAUCAAUUCGACUACUUUAUCGGAACAUUAUUCCUCACAUCAUCAAAAAAAUUAACAUAUAUAUAUAUAUUAAGUGCCUUGCAUAUUUAUUUAAUUAGCUCAAGGAUAAGUUCUGAUUAAUUAAUGUUCUGUAUCUCCAUUUAUAGUUGACUUGCUGCAAAUAAACACUUUGAUCUGGUCCAUUACCAUUAAUUUCAUCUCAAAUCCAUGCUUGAUUGAUUCACCCAAGGCUUGCAAAUUAUGAAUGCAACUUUUUCCAUACAUGUUUCUGGAAUUACUUUAGACUUAGUUAAAAUAUUAAUAUAAUUAAGCUUAUCAUAAUCUAUCAAGUUUAUCGGUGAUUUAAAAAACUUCUUCCUUCAUGUUUGUCAAUUGCUAAGCUUACAUCAUGUUUGGAGCUUCUUGGCUCUUACCAAUCAUAUUUUAUUUAAUAGUCUUUUUGACUUUUUAAACUUAGUUUAAUGCAAUUUGGUUGUAGGACCUCAUUCCAAGGAUUCUAUUUUUCAAGAGAAUAUCCCAUCUAUAAUAAUUCAUAGGAAACUUUGCAAUAUGUUUGUACUCAUUAAACGUUCCCUCUUAAGAAAUGAUUCUUCAUCUCCUCAUGUUCUCUUUCUUCAACCUUGCAACCAGUUCUGAUUUUUGCUUUGAUUCUCGCUGUAUUGGCGAUUAUCAGACGAUUCGAUUCCCUUUUAGGAUUGCAAAUGUCCAACCAAAGUCUUGUGGCUAUCCUGGCUUUGAUUUGUCCUGCCAUGGCAAAGGUGAACCAUUGCUUCAUCUUCCUCCUUCUGGAGAUUUCAGUGUCCAAGAUAUAGAUUAUAAGAAUCAAGAAAUAAGGAUCAAUGAUCCAGACAACUGUCUCCCUAAAAAGAUUCUCUCUCUUAAUCUUUCUGGAUCACCAUUUGUCAAGAAAAACACUCAAAAUUUUGCUUUCUUUAAUUGUUCAUCCCACUACUUGCCACAUGGGGAUAUUGAUCCAAUUUAUUGCCUGAGUAGCUAUUCAUACAAAGUUUAUGCUUCAUCUUCUCCAAUGCUUAUAGACGAGCUUUCAUCAAACUGUGAUAUGAUUAAAACUGUUUCAGUGCCAUUUUCUUCUUAUUAUUCGUCGAAGCCGUGGGAUGACCUUCUGUUAAAAUGGGAAAAUCCUGAUUGUGGAAGGUGUGAAUCACUUGGUCGAAAAUGUGAACUCAAACCCAAUUCAAGCCAUGCAAUUCGAUGUACAGACAUCUCUCAAGGGAGACCUAGAGUUGCUGCCAAUGUUGUGGCUAUAGCAGUGGGAGUGGUAGCUGCUACCAUCUGCUUUUUGGUUCUCUUAUGUUGCUUCUGUAUCAAAAUGAAUUGUCAAUCUAGGACACAGAGUUCGAGCCAUUGGACCAUAUUUUCUCGGCGCACAGUUACUAUGGGCCUAGAUGGGCCGACAAUUGCUUCCUACCCAAAAAUUGUAUUGGGCGAAAGCUUACGUCUACCAAAGCCCAAUAACAACAUUUGCCCAAUUUGUUUGGCCCAAUACCGGCCCAAAGAAAUUGUGAAGACCAUACCCAAUUGCCAACAUUGUUUCCAUGAAUGUUGUAUUGAUGAAUGGCUCCGAUUGAAUGCUUCUUGCCCUGUUUGUAGGAAAUCUCCCAUUGAAUCUCCACCGUCCAAUCCUACUUAGAAUUACAUCCAAAUUUUUGUCACCUCAAUUUCAAUUACCAAAUUUGUACACGUUUUUCCUUUUACAUCUUCAUCUCUUGGUUUGAGAUAACGUGCUAAAA
Messenger RNA from Benincasa hispida (wax gourd), 2621 nucleotides. RefSeq names its product RING-H2 finger protein ATL22-like. Lineage: Eukaryota; Viridiplantae; Streptophyta; Magnoliopsida; Cucurbitales; Cucurbitaceae. Gene Ontology annotation, molecular function: polysaccharide binding. The record is from RefSeq and is a predicted model, not a curated record.